AUGGCGAAGCAUACGGUGUCGUCGGCGCGGUUCCGCCGGGUGGAUGUGGAUGAGUACGACGAGAACAAGUUUGUGGAUGAGGAGGAAGGAGGCGACGGGCAAGCGGGGCCCGACGAGGGCGAGGUGGAUUCAUGCCUGCGGCAAUCAUCUGGCACAGGGAACAUGAUGGCGGCACUACAAGCAGCUCUGAAGAACCCUCCCAUCAACACAAAGAACCAGGCAGUGAAGGACCGUGCAGAAAGCAUUGUCUUGAAGGUCCUCAUCUCAUUCAAAGCCAAUGAUAUUGAGAAGGCAGUGCAGUCACUGGACAAGAAUGGGGUUGACCUGCUGAUGAAGUAUAUCUACAAAGGCUUUGAGAGCCCCUCUGACAACAGCAGUGCUGUGCUGCUGCAGUGGCAUGAGAAGGCGCUGGCUGCUGGAGGAGUGGGGUCCAUCGUGCGUGUUCUGACUGCCAGGAAAACGGUUUAAAGCCAGCAACAAGGAGCUGUCUGCCCUUCAGGGCCUGGGAAGAGCUGGUGCAAACCCCAGACCACCAAAUGCCGUUGGUACUCCAUGGGCAGUGCCUGUCUCUCAGCUUGCCUUCUCGCUGCUGCUUUCGUAUCUGACCAGUAAUGCAUAUUGUGAUGUCUUUUUAAUGGUUUUGUUUCUUUGGUUAAAUUCUGGAAAAUGAUGAAGGUGCAAUUUUGUUUCUAACAGGAAUGUUUGGUACUGAUGAACGUUUCAGUGACAGCGUCUAGCAAUGUGUACAGCUUUGUCUUUAGGGUGAUUGGCAUUCGUGUGUAAUUAUAGCUGAUUUCAACUUGACUUUGUAAGCAAAUGCUGAGGGACUGAGGGCAAUGUCUUAAUUAUUUCUGCUAGCCAAGCAGUGUUUUGCCCUGAGAUCUGUUUUUGAGAAGUGAGGCAGCUAUUAAUAUAGGUAAAGGGACCAUGCUUCUUUUGGUCAACCUCUGAACCUACAACCUUGAACAGGACAGCAAGCAAAAACUCCUUUCUGACCCAAAUUAUCAUUCCAGAGAGCUGAGUAUUUUCCUUACCCUCACAUCUCAAAGCCUGCUCAGGUUCCUUGUGAUCAGUCAGGUUCCAGCUCCACAGCAGGGAGGUCAUAAAGUUGCCUAUCAUGCAGUUGGGAUGAUAGAACUUAGAAGGCUGAUGGUCCAUUUAUGCUGGAGCCCAGCCUAGUGGGAGCAGCAAUCCUAAAAAGAAGGAAAAGCAGCUUUCACACAGCAAGUAAUCCUUCAGCAGCUUGAAAGGGGUCUAAUUUUGUCAAGCACAACAAAGUGGCUACUUGGGGUGAUCUGAGAAACAAUUACUGGUGUCUACUCCAGCCAUGCAGAGCUCUCCCAUGUUUGGUUUCCAGUGUCUUAAGGGACACCAGAGAGUUAACAUUCCUGUUGGGUUGAGUCACAAUGUUAUCUAGUGGGCAAAUCAGGUUCCAAAAUACAGAGGAGUACCUCACCAAGAACUGGGAAAGGCCAGGACAUCCCAGACCUCAGGUGACUUGAUGGUUUAGGGCCAGGACUGAAACACAUAUUUUCCAUUCACCAUUUGCAGUUCACUUGUGUAAAACUGUUGGGAAACUUGGGAAAUCUUUCCUGUUUUUUG
This is a messenger RNA of Indicator indicator, 1602 nucleotides long. RefSeq names its product actin-related protein 2/3 complex subunit 5-like. Gene Ontology annotation, cellular component: Arp2/3 protein complex; cytoplasm; actin cytoskeleton. The record is from RefSeq and is a predicted model, not a curated record. The transcript has 4 exons. Gene Ontology annotation, biological process: cell migration; regulation of actin filament polymerization; Arp2/3 complex-mediated actin nucleation. Gene Ontology annotation, molecular function: actin filament binding. The coding region runs from base 1 to 468 and encodes 155 amino acids. Lineage: Eukaryota; Metazoa; Chordata; Aves; Piciformes; Indicatoridae.